UUGAAAUGAGAUUUGUAAAAUUCUUUCUUAAUUAGUGAUGGUAUGCCAGAAUAGACUUUCCACGGCCCAAACAUCCUGUUGCUUGGGAGAUUCUGAAUACUCUCAGCACUGCAAGACCAGUGAAGUUUACCUGGAUUUACAGCAAAUAAUCUGUCCUUACACAGGUAGUAGGUGAGCUUGCAUUAGAGCAUCCUGCUAUUUAUGAGGAAGCUGUUAGGUGGAUAAUAGUUUAUCUGGCAUCAAGCCAUUUGCCAAACUUCUAAAUGUGAGACUGGUUGCUGAGUCACAGUUUCAGCAACUGCAGUAACAGCUCAGAAAAAAAUCUAUCCUUUAGCUAGUGAAAACCCUGUAGAGCUGAAAAGAUGUAUUAUAUGUAUGCUUUUGAACUUUAAAAUAGAAAAGAGAGAAGCCAUCGACAGACCUUUUAUGUGUGCAUGUUGUUUUCUUCCUCUCCUCAGCACUUAGGUAACUAUAAAGCAGCUAAAAUCAACACAUGAAAUGUCAAGUUUGAAAGGGCAUGUGUGCAAAGAAAGUGUUUCAGGCUGAGGAUGUGGUUCAGAGCACUGACUGUACCAACUGUUUGUCCACUAAUAUAGCAACUGAGUUAAAAACAGGAUUUUCAGUCUUCAGGUAAACAACAAAUUUGGAAUGGGAGAAUGAUUUACCCUGAGAAAACAUUUGCAGUUCUGUGGUUCCCUAAUGACACCAGGCACGAUUUACUGAAAGAGGUGGUAAGAGAAGGUAGAAGGAAAGAAAAUAGGUUGAAAAGGGGACUAACAGAGCUCUAGCUAUUACAUUUCCAGAGCUGGGCUGUGUAUGUGUAUCGGCAUGAUGGCAACCACGUACUUCUUUCCUGCUCCAGCAGCACAGAUGUUGCUAUGAGGAAAGGAGUCAGCAAUGACUGAUGUGGAGCCCCUGGUCACAGAUUUUGCAGCAUCAGGAAGGUCGGGCCGCCGGAACGCCUUGCCAGAUAUCCUGGGCUCUCCUGCUGGUGCUGGGACUUCAGACCUGCCACACAAACUGGCUGAGCUCUCCGUUUCAGAAGAUGAAGGAGCAGAAGGUGGAGAAAUGCCAUCAUCCAAAGCCUUGCUGGAAAGUCAAGAGGCAGAGGGAAAGAGCAGUGAUUCCUAACACUUAAGGACUGCUGGAUUAGCGAAACCCAUCGACAGACUUUCCAGAGUUUCCCUGUGUUGUUACCUGUUCUGAAGUGUGGUAGCUACUGCAGCAGCACAGACAAGACUUCAAGACUUUUGCAACAUCCUUGUAUCUAGGUGGCAUUAAGAUGGAACUACUUUUUUUUUUUUUUUUUCUACUGUAGUCCAUCAGAAACAAUGUUCUACACAUCCCGACGGGAAGAGAACUAAAGAAUGUAUCUGUUGUUCUGAGUUCUGUAAUGGUUAUUGUAUUCAUCCUAACUAAUCUUCUUUCACAGUUUCAAUGAAUAUAAAUAGCAGAUGUACCAAGUAAUGAUCGCUUUAAAAUAAAAGACCUAUUUCUUAAUUUUCCAAAACAGCUUCUUUCUCUCUAACACAAAGGUGUAUUUAUUCUCCCCACCUUAAGAAGAUAAUAAGUAUGUAUUAGAUUACAGACCUAAUCUGCAGUUCAUCUCCAGAGAUUUUUGUUCUCAUUAGGGAUAUGUAGAUGAAUGUGAAAAUUAG
Molecule: messenger RNA, 1658 nt
Organism: Cygnus olor (mute swan)
Lineage: Eukaryota; Metazoa; Chordata; Aves; Anseriformes; Anatidae
Gene: PKIB
Product: cAMP-dependent protein kinase inhibitor beta
Exons: 3
Coding region: 898-1131 (77 amino acids)
Biological process (GO): negative regulation of cAMP-dependent protein kinase activity
Cellular component (GO): cytoplasm; nucleus
Molecular function (GO): cAMP-dependent protein kinase inhibitor activity
Source: RefSeq, a predicted model, not a curated record